Molecule: messenger RNA, 1248 nt
Organism: Lachancea sp. 'fantastica'
Lineage: Eukaryota; Fungi; Ascomycota; Saccharomycetes; Saccharomycetales; Saccharomycetaceae
Source: the annotation of a GenBank genome assembly
AUGUCUCAGGGUCUUUUAUACUGCAACAUGCGCGUCAGAACUUGGGUUCCCAAGGCUCUUGUUGAGCAUCUCAAACUCGAUAUCAAAGUUGUUGACCCAGAAGAUCAAUCAGUCGAGUUUGCUCGCGACUUCCCGCUCAAAAAAGUGCCAGGUAUGGUUUUACCCGAUGGUACCAAAUUGACCGAGGCAUUGGCAAUCUUUUACUAUCUAGUCGGACUCUCUUCUAACCAGCAGGUCAAGGACCAACUGACUGGCUCUGAUAUCAAGGAAAGAGCCCAAAUCAUGAGAUGGUUGUCGCUGACCAAUACAGAGUUGCUAGUUCUGUUUGCGAACAUAGUUAAACCACUCAAUGGCCUUGCCCCUUACAUCAAGCCCCAGGCAGACCAGUUUGCAGCAAGGAUUGAAAGCGUGGCAGCAUUGUACGAAGAAAGACUCUCCACACAUACGUACUUGGCUUCUGAGGAAAUCUCUUUGGCUGAUCUAUUUGCUGUCUGUGUUUUCUGCAGAUGCUUUGAAAACAUUUUUGGUGCCAAAUGGCGUGCGGCACACCCAGCUAUUCUGCGUUGGUUCAACACCGUUAAGAAUGCCUCCUACUUGAAAGAACGCUGCAGCAACAUUAAGCUUUGUGCUGAACCAUUGCCAGUGCCUCAGAGUAACAAGAAAAAGGAGUCCAAGAAAGAGGUCAAGAAGGAAACCAAACCUUCCGCUCCAGCUCAGAAAGCACCCGCUGCAACAGAAGCGCCAACUGAGCCAAAAAAGCCAAAACAUCCUCUGGAAACACUUGGCAAAGCCACCUUUCCUCUUGAUGACUGGAAACGUAAGUACUCCAACGAGGACACCAGAACCGGCGCAUUGCCUUGGUUUUGGGAGAAUUACAACCCGGAUGAGUACUCUCUCUGGAAGGUGGAUUUCAAGUACAACGAUGAGUUGACUUUGACCUUCAUGUCCAAUAACCAGGUUGGUGGGUUUUUCAACAGACUCAGUGGCUCGAUCAAGUACAUGUUUGGCUGUCUUGUCGUCUACGGCGAGAACAACGAUAAUGGUAUUACUGGUGCUGUUUUGGUUAGAGGCCAGGACUUUGUGCCUGCUUUUAACGUCGCACCAGACUGGGAAUCGUACUCGUACACCAAGUUGGACCCUUCCAAGCCAGAAGACAAGGACUUUAUUGGCAACAUGUGGGCUUGGGAUAAGCCUGUUAUCGUUGACGGUAGGGAAAGAGAGAUUGCCGAUGGUAAGGUCUUGAAAUGA